GAAUUCCUGGAUUUGUUUAGUAAUCUCGAGUUUCACCCUCAUAAUCGCAAACAUUCGAAGGGCAAAGCCGAACUUACAAAUCAAUGCAUAAAAUUAAGCGUCCCUAUCAUUCACUCGCGUUUCUUGUUGGUUUGGAAACUCGCUUCAAACCAGUGGAUAAAGAUUGGCAGAUAUAUAUCAUAUAUACCCCUCCCCCCCCCUCUCUCUCCUCCUUCUAGACCUAUCGGAGAUAUUUGGCCAAUUUCCUAUCGAAUUGUUGUCUGAUUAAACCCCUCUCAAUCGGAAUUCGAAGAGCUUCGUCAUUCUAUACGGGUUAUCCGUUCUACGAAGGAGGUCUAGGAUCCUGCAUAAAUGAGGUUUAGACUUAGCCCACACGGUCCAUGGGCUUUUAGCAAAAUUUCUUAACUUAUUCUACAGGUGUCUAGAUCAUGUCCCAUCAACAAGGAAACGAAGCUGAAGAAAUGGAGGAGGAAUUUGAGAUGGAAGAUGCAGAUGAUGAUAUGGAUGAUGAGUUCCAUGCGAGAGAUGCUGGUGGCUCAGAUUCUGAUGUGGAUGAAUAUGAAUACAUGAAUAAUAGAAUGCAAGACACAACUGCAGCUGAAGCUAGAAAAGGCAGAGAUAUCCAAGGGAUUCCCUGGGAGGGGCUGAGCAUAACAAGAGAGAAAUAUAGACAGACUAGACUAGAACAAUAUAAGAAUUAUGAAAACAUUCCUAAAUCUGGAGAGGGGUCAGAAAAGGAUUGCAAAUCCACUGAAAAAACAGGCUCGUACUAUGUGUUCAGGCGAAAUUCAAGAUCUGCAAAAUCUACAAUUUUACAUUUUCAGUUGAGAAAUUUGGUAUGGGCUACAUCAAAACAUGAUGUCUACCUCCUGUCUCAUUUCUCUAUUAUGCAUUGGUCAUCAUUAUCAUGCAACAAGUCUGAAGUUCUUAAUGUAUCAGGACAUGUAGCGCCUUCUGAGAAACACCCUGGGAGCUUGUUGGAAGGAUUUACCCAGACUCAGGUCAGCUCAGUAGCAGUGAAAGAUAAGUUGCUAGUUGCUGGAGGUUUUCAGGGAGAACUUAUCUGCAAGUAUCUGGAUAGGCCUGGAGUGUCCUACUGUACUCGGACUACAUAUGAAGAUAAUGCCAUCACUAAUGCAGUUGAGAUAUAUACAUCUAGCAGUGGUGCAGUGCAUUUUGUGGCUUCGAAUAAUGACAAUGGAGUUAGAGACUUUGAUAUGGAGAAAUUUCAACCAUCUAACCAUUUUCGCUUUCCAUGGCCAGUCAAUCAUACUUCCCUAAGUCCCGAUGGUAAGCUUCUUGUUAUUGUUGGUGAUGACCCAGCGGGUAUGUUGGUGGAUUCCAGGACUGGAAAGGAAAUUGCAUCUUUUCAGGGUCACUUGGACUACUCAUUUGCAUCAGCUUGGCACCCAGGUGGAUUAACCUUUGCUACCGGGAACCAGGAUAAAACUUGCCGAAUUUGGGAUAUCCGGAAUCUUUCAGCAUCAGUCACUGCCUUGAAGGGAAACCUUGGAGCCAUUCGUUCAAUCCGCUAUACAUCAGAUGGCAGAUUCAUGGCUAUGGCAGAGCCUGCAGAUUUCGUCCAUGUUUUUGAUGUUGAUAGUGGGUAUGAGAAGGAGCAGGAAAUUGAUUUCUUUGGCGAGAUAUCCGGUAUGUCAUUUAGCCCUGAUACAGAAUCCCUCUUCAUUGGAGUGUGGGACCGUACAUAUGGUAGCCUUCUUGAGUUUGGCAGACGUAGGGAGUACUCAUAUCUCGACACUAUUGUCUGAGCGGGUUUUGUUAUUUGCAGCACUAGUGAGUGUGUGUGCUCAGGAAUUGGGGUUGAAGGUGUAUAGUUGGUAUCGUAGUUUAGAGGUUUGGUCAAGUGUUGAACAGAUGCUGUGAGUGAGUGAGGGGGGUGUACAGUGAGGAUAGAUAGUUAUGGUGAAGUGGUUGUGCAUAUCCAACUAGGGAUAUGAGUGUGUGUCAUGAUUAAUUUUAAAACAAAAAUUAGAUGUGGAGGUCAGUAAUGUUGUCAUAUUUAGCUUGUGAUAAAUGGGACUUGUUGCACUACAUUGCUACAUUUGGAUGUUAUUCAAUCAAUUUGUCUUUGUCCCUCUA
Messenger RNA from Salvia miltiorrhiza (redroot sage), 2100 nucleotides. RefSeq lists its product as uncharacterized. NCBI's taxonomy places the organism in Eukaryota, Viridiplantae, Streptophyta, Magnoliopsida, Lamiales, Lamiaceae. The record is from RefSeq and is a predicted model, not a curated record. The transcript has 11 exons. Gene Ontology annotation, molecular function: protein binding. Bases 429 to 1769 code for a protein of 446 amino acids.